CCUUCAGAGCGGGGAGAGUCCUCAGAUCACGUGACCCGUUGAUGCGGAAGUUUUGAUGACGACGCUCCGUGCAGCAGAUUUGGGUUUAUGGCAGAUGCAGAGAGAUUUUCCUGCUUUAACUGGUCGUAUCUCUGCGCUGUAAAUGGUCAGGAUGACUCAGAAGUAUCACUUGGAGGGACAGGUGUACUCUGUCCCACUGAUACAGCAGGACCUGAGGAGGGAAGAGGCUGUACAUCAGAUCACUGAUGCUCUGCAGUACUUAGAAAACAUCUCAACAGACAUCUUUACCAGGGUGUCGCAGAGUGUGGAAAAGAACCGCACUUACCUCCAGGCUGUCACAGACCGUAUCAAACUGGCUCAAGCUCGAGUCCACAAGAUCAAAGGAAGCAAGAAAGCCACCAAGGUCUUUUCCAGUGCUAAAUACCCUGCUCCAGAAAAACUAGAAGACUACUCAUCCAUCUUCACGGGUGCUGUUGAUCCGGCGUCACAAAAACGACCUCGCUACAAGGUUCAGGGCAAGCUCCGCCCCCUGGAUGACAAGGCCUUGCAGGAGAAGCUGAUGUAUUUUCCAGUAUGUGUGAACACUAAGAAGCGCUCUGAAGAUGAAACAGAGGAGGGGCUGGGCAGCCUGCCCAGAAAUAUCAGCUCAGUCAGCUCCCUACUGCUGUUUAACACUACCGAGAACCUGUAUAAGAAGUAUGUGUUCCUGGAUCCUCUGGCAGGGGCUGUCACUAAAACUCACACCACGCUAGAGACUGAGAAAGAGGAAAAGCCAUUUGAUGCUCCACUUUCUAUCACUAAGCGAGAGCAACUGGAGAGACAGACUGCAGAGAAUUAUUUUUAUGUGCCAGACCUGGGCCAGGUGCCAGAGAUCGAUGUUCCCUCUUACCUACCUGACCUGCCUGGCAUCGCAGACGACCUCAUGUACAGUGCUGACCUUGGUCCUGGGUUUGCACCCUCUGUUCCUGCCAAUGCAGCCAUCCCUGAGCUGCCCUCAUUUGGUACAGAUCAUGAAGAAUCCAACGGAUCUGGCUCCCAGUUUAGACAUGAAGCUCCUCCCCCUCCUCCUCCUCCUCCUCCUCCUCCUCCUCCCGAACCUGCUCGUGUUCCAGCUCCUCCUCCUGGAGCUCCUCCAGCUCCACCCCCUCCACCCCCACCUCCUCCUGAUCUAACAGGCGCAGGAGGUGGAGAUGCAUCCAGUCAAGCCCAGCCCACAGGUGCAGUGAAAGGUGCACCUACAGAAGUGUUGCAGCCAUCAGAUGGAAGAGCUAGCUUGCUUGAGUCUAUUCGUAAUGCUGGUGGCAUCGGCAAAGCCAAACUCCGGAAUGUUAAAGAGCGCAAGAUGGAGAAGAAGAAACAGAAGGAGCAAGAGCAAGUUGGUGCAGCAGCCAGUGGUGGAGACUUCAUGUCUGACCUCUUUAAUAAGUUGGCCAUGCGUAGGAAAGGUAUUUCAGGUAAAGGUCCAGGGGGUGGAGACUCCACAGAAGCACCAGCCAGUUCUGGCAGCGCAUUUGCCAGGAUGUCAGAUGUGAUUCCACCCCUUCCUGCGCCACAGCAGCCAACUGCAGAUGACGAAGACGACUGGGAAGCGUAGUCAAAAAAUGCCAAUUUCACUGAUCCAUGCUGACUGGAUAUCGGAUGAAGACGAACAAUUUAAGAACCGAACCCAGUGUUUGAAGUUCUGAAGUAGCACUUGAUGAAGUUGACUAAGCUUUUCUAGCAGUUUGGAAAUGUGAACAAAAUCAUAUUUCAUCAUGAUGCACUGUUUUGCCUGUGGUGAGAUUAAAUAGGAGGUUACACAAAGACAGCAGGCUGUCAACUGAAUCAAAGCUUAGUUUGCCCAUUUUCUUAACCUGAUCAGAUUUUGUCUAUCAACUUAUGUUUUCUAAAACAGAAAAAAAGUAUACAAGAUUAGAAUGGAACAAGAUCAAAUUACAUGUUUUAUUUUUGAAAAUAUAUGGCUGUCUGCAUUUAGCCUUAGACAAAAAUUCACAACCCUCUCACUGAAAUGUGACAUGUAAGCAAAGUGUUGGGAUUUAUCGGUUUGAAGUACGGUUCACAUUCAGUGGCAAUCAGCCUGACAACAGCUGUGACAUUAGAAGUUUUUAGAGGCAGUAAUUUAACCAUUUCCAAAAUCCUCUCGUAAGGCAGCAUAAUGAUGGAAUAGUCACAGAUAAAAAGUUGUUCACUCUCUUACUUGAUGAGGGAUGAAGAAACACAUCCAAGUCAUGACACCCAGUAUAAUGGCUCUCAUUUAAUAUAAACAUUGCUCAAAUUAUAUGUGAAAUUCAUACAAUGAAUAUAAUAGAGUGGCAACAUAUUAUUUCCCCACAUUCUUCAGCAUUGUGCAGCUGUGAGCCAAUAGAAAAUCCUUACUAUGUAUUAACCACCCCCCAAACUAUGUUUCUGACACAGGCAGCAACCCUGUCAUCAGUAAGUUGGAAAUCCAAGCUGCUGAAGAGCACUUGAAUGAGGCAUUUGUGUAAUUGCUUUUUUCACCCACUGGGUAUUUGAAUGGAUUGUUCAGCCAUAUUUUAAUAAGAAGCACUGUCUGUUGGAAAACUGCCAUACAUCGUUUGGGCACAUUUUUGUGCGCAUGCAGGCUUAAAUAAGGUCCUUGUUCUGUGUCUACAGCACUAACUCUGUACUGCAGCUGCUCUGAGAGACAAAUAAAUGCCUAAUCUGUUA
Pygocentrus nattereri (red-bellied piranha) is the source of this 2688-nucleotide messenger RNA. It is a transcript of the gene wash1, whose product is annotated as WAS protein family homolog 1. Gene Ontology annotation, molecular function: gamma-tubulin binding; alpha-tubulin binding. The record is from RefSeq and is a predicted model, not a curated record. The coding region runs from base 143 to 1594 and encodes 483 amino acids. NCBI's taxonomy places the organism in Eukaryota, Metazoa, Chordata, Actinopteri, Characiformes, Serrasalmidae. The transcript is spliced from 11 exons. Gene Ontology annotation, cellular component: recycling endosome; WASH complex; early endosome. Gene Ontology annotation, biological process: endocytic recycling; exocytosis; retrograde transport, endosome to Golgi.